AUGCGUGCUGUGCAAUACAACAUCUUUUCGCCCAAAGGUCGCCGGUUCAAGACCAAGGCAAAGACACCAACGGUCGGCGCCAAGGACAGCGUCGUCGUGCAGGUCAAGGCCGCGGCCAUCAACCCCGUCGAUUACAAGCUGCCGGCGCUUUUCAUGCAAGGCAAGGGCGUCGGUCUUGACGUUGCUGGCGUUGUGACGGCCGUGAGCCCCGAUGUCACGACGCUGGCGGUUGGCGACCGUGUCUUUGGCAGCACGCAUGGGUCGCUGGCAGAACACGCACUCUGCCAAGCUUCAACGCUGACAAUCCUCCCGGCGUCGCUCACCUUUAUUGAAGGCGCCGCCUUGCCGACGACCUACAUCACUGGCUACCAGGCGCUUGUCAACCAUGGGUUCAAGGCGGGCCAGUCGCUCCUCAUCCUCGGCGCCAGCGGCGGCUGCGGCACGGCUGCGAUCCAGCUCGCCAAGGGUCUCGGCGCACGUGAGAUUGUCGGCGUCUGCUCCAAGGCCAACGAAGAGCUCGUGCUCUCGCUGGGCGCCGACCGCAUCAUCGACUACAAGACGCAGUCGAUCACGGACCCCGAGUGGGUCAAGCACUUUGACUUUGUCUACGACGCGGCGUCGGCCUCCGGUGGCGGCGAAGAUUACCUCGUCGACUCGCAGACGGUCCUGAACGAGAAGGGCACGUACGUGGCCAUCAACGGCAAGAUUUCGUUGUGGCUGCGUCACUUUUUGGGCCUCGGCCAAUACCGUCCGAACGUGCAUUUGCUGCUGGCGGACCCAAAGUCGGUCGAUUUCAAGGCCGUCGCCGACAUUCUGGAGGCGCAAAAUGUCAAGCCCAUCAUUGACAGCGUGUUUCCGUUUACGCCUGAAGGCGUCGAAGACGCGUUUGCAAAGCUGCAUUCGCGCCGCGCCAAGGGCAAGAUCGUGGUCAACGUGUCGGCCGAGUAGGCAGCAAGACCAUCUUGUUGCCGGUUUAUAAUCUAUUUUGCACAAUUGACAGCUCCU
Molecule: messenger RNA, 1005 nt
Organism: Saprolegnia diclina VS20
Lineage: Eukaryota; Oomycota; Saprolegniomycetes; Saprolegniales; Saprolegniaceae
Exons: 2
Coding region: 1-948 (315 amino acids)
Molecular function (GO): zinc ion binding; oxidoreductase activity
Source: RefSeq, a predicted model, not a curated record